CAAAAAGAAAGAAAGAAAGAAAGAAAGAAAAAAACACUUGAGAAUCUGAAAAAACCCAAAAAGAAAGGUUUUAAAAGCUUUUUAAGAGCUUAAAUCUUUGCUCAAAGUGAAGUUUUCAGCAGAAGAAUGAUCCUUUGUUUGAAAAUCAUUAUUUAGUUUUUUCUUUCUUGUGCUUUCUUCUCUUUUACCCCUUUUUAGAGCAAUACAGAUUUGUUGAAGAACUCUGUUUCCUUGAAACAACAAAAGAAGAAGAAAAGACAAUUUUUUUUUUUUUUUGGGAACCAUGAAGGCUCCAUCAAAUGGAUUUCAUCCCAAUCCAACAGAAGGAGAGAAGAAAGCAAUCAAUUCUCAGCUAUGGCACGCUUGUGCUGGUCCUCUUGUUUCAUUGCCUCCUGUCGGAAGUCUUGUUGUUUACUUCCCUCAAGGACAUAGCGAGCAAGUUGCAGCAUCGAUGCAGAAGCAAACCGAUUUUAUCCCAAACUACCCAAAUCUUCCUUCUAAGCUCAUUUGCUUGCUUCAUAGUGUUACUUUACAUGCUGAUACAGAGACCGAUGAAGUCUAUGCCCAAAUGACUCUUCAACCUGUGAAUAAGUACGAUAGAGAAGCACUCCUAGCUUCUGAUAUGGGUCUGAAGAUAAACAGACAACCCACUGAGUUUUUCUGCAAGACUCUUACAGCGAGUGACACCAGCACUCACGGUGGAUUCUCUGUACCACGUCGUGCUGCUGAGAAAAUAUUCCCUCCUCUUGAUUUCUCAAUGCAACCCCCUGCACAAGAGAUCGUAGCUAAAGAUUUACACGACACUACAUGGACCUUUAGACAUAUCUAUCGAGGCCAACCGAAAAGACAUUUGCUUACCACUGGUUGGAGCGUUUUUGUUAGUACAAAGAGACUAUUCGCUGGGGACUCAGUUUUGUUUGUAAGAGAUGAGAAAUCACAGCUGACGUUGGGUAUAAGACGUGCAAACAGACAAACGCCGACUCUUUCCUCAUCGGUCAUAUCCAGCGACAGUAUGCACAUUGGGAUUCUCGCAGCUGCAGCUCAUGCCAAUGCCAACAGCAGCCCUUUCACCAUCUUCUUCAACCCAAGAGCGAGUCCUUCUGAGUUUGUAGUUCCUCUAGCCAAGUACAACAAAGCGUUGUACGCUCAAGUGUCUCUUGGAAUGCGGUUCCGGAUGAUGUUUGAGACAGAGGAUUGUGGGGUUCGAAGAUAUAUGGGUACAGUCACCGGUAUUAGUGAUCUUGACCCUGUCAGAUGGAAAGGCUCCCAAUGGCGUAACCUUCAGGUGGGAUGGGAUGAAUCAACAGCUGGAGAUAGGCCAAGCCGAGUCUCCAUAUGGGAGAUUGAACCAGUUAUAACUCCGUUUUACAUAUGCCCUCCUCCGUUUUUCAGACCUAAGUACCCGAGACAGCCAGGGAUGCCAGAUGAUGAGUUGGACAUGGAGAACGCUUUCAAAAGAGCAAUGCCUUGGAUGGGAGAAGAGUUUGGGAUGAAAGACGCGCAGAGUUCGAUGUUUCCUGGUUUAAGCCUGGUUCAGUGGAUGAGUAUGCAGCAGAACAACCCAUUGUCCGCUGGUGCUGCUGCUGCUACUACUCAUCUACCGUCGUCUUAUAACCUACCUAACAAUUUUUCUCCCAACGACCAUUCAAAGCUGUUGAACUUCCAAUCCCCAAACCUCUCUCCGGCGAUUACUCAGUUCAACAAACCGAACAUGGUUAGCCAUAUCAGUCAACAGAUGCAAGCACAACCAGCCAUGGUGCAAUCUCAACAACAACAACAACAACAGCUGCAGCAACAAGUACAGAUGUCACAUCAACAGCUGCAGCAGCAACAUCAUCAGCAUCAGCAGCAAGGGGGUUAUAACUCAGGUUCUGUAAACAAUGGCGUGAGUGUUGUUUCUAACCAAGUCUCUUGUCAGAAUCAGUCUGCUGGUUUUACUCAGUCUCAGCAGCAGUCAAUGCUCUCUAAUGGCGCUAAAAUGACCCACCAGAACAUGGUUUCCGCUGGGAAUAAGGGCUCGUCUCAAAUGACAGCGCAAGAAUUGCAGUUUCAGCAGCAGUUGGAAUUGCACAACAGUACCCAGUUGUUGAGAAACCAGCAGGAACAGUCGUCUAUGCAUUCACUACAACAAAAUCCUCAGCAACUCCAGAUGCAACAACAACAAUCAUCAAAACCAAGCCCCUCACAACAGUUUCAGCUGCAGCUACUGCAGAAACUACAGCAACAGCAGCAGUCAACUCCUCCUCCGGUAAGCUCUUCCUUACAGCCACAGUUAUCGUCGCUGCAACAGACACAAAGCCAUCAACUGCAACAGCUUCUGUCGUCUCAGAAUCAACAGCCCUUGCCACAGAGUAAUAAUAACAGCUUCAUGCAGCCUCCACAGAUUCAGGCGAGUCAUCAUCAGCAACAAGGAUAUAUGAAUAAUAAUAAGCCUAUUGUAAGAUCGCAGUCUGGUCACAUAGAUGGAGAAGCUCCUUCUUGUUCAACCUCCCCAUCCGCCAAUAACACAGGACAUGAUAACGUUUCACCGACGAAUUUCCUGAGCAGAAAUCAACAACAAGGACAAGGAGUAUCUGUACCUGCAUCUGAUCCAGUCCAACAAGGCAUGGUGAAUCUGAAGAGCGCUGGUGAACAGUUCAAGUUCAAAGCCGCAGUAACAGAUCAAAUCGAUGUAACCACAGCGGGAACAACUUAUUGUCCUGAUGUCGUUGUUGGCCCUGGACAGCAGCAGCAACAGACUUUCCCAUUACCAUCAUUCGGUUUUGAUGGAGACCUCCAACAAUCUCAGCAUCCAAGAAACAGCUUAGCUUUCGCUGGUAAUAUCGAAGCUGUGAAUCCUGAUGCUCUCUAUUCUCAAAAGGACUUUCAGAACUUAGUAGUACCCAACUAUGGCAAUGCGCCAAGAGACAUCGAGACAGAGCUGUCCAGUGCUUCUCAGUCAUUUGGUAUUCCCAGCAUUCCCUUUAAGUCCGGAGGUUCAAAUGAGAUAGGUGGCAUCAAUGAUUCAGGGAUUAUGAACGGUGGAAUCUGGCCCAAUCAGGCUCAACGAAUGCGAACAUAUACAAAGGUUCAAAAACGAGGGUCAGUGGGAAGAUCAAUAGAUGUUACCCGUUAUAGCGGCUACGAGGAGCUCAGGAAUGACUUGGCGAGAAUGUUUGGCAUCGAAGGACAGCUUGAGGAUCCACAAAUCUCUGACUGGAAGCUUGUAUACACAGAUCAUGAAAACGAUAUACUGCUCGUUGGUGAUGAUCCUUGGGAGGAAUUUGUGAACUGCGUGCAAAACAUAAAGAUACUGUCAUCAGCAGAAGUGCAGCAAAUGAGCUUAGACGGAGACCUUGCAGCUAUCCCAACCACAAACCAAGCUUGUAGUGAAACAGACAGCGGAAAUGCUUGGAAAGUACACUACGAAGACACAUCUGCUGCAGCUUCAUUCAACAGAUAGAGAAGAAAAAGACGCAGAUAGUACAGCUUUUUUUUUGUGUGUAUGCACUGCAAACAACAAAACUGAGAAGAAGAAAAGGAAGGAUGCUGCAAGAGGUAUAUAUAGAUUUUUAUAGGACAGUGAUUUGAUUUUUCAUUCUAACUUUAAUGUUGUUGUUGUUGUCUUUCUCUUGUUUCCUUAUUUUAUGCAACCUGUGAACCAAGGACAAAGUCUACUAAGAGUCUCUCUACAGAUACUUUAAUGUAAUGUAACUAAAACAAAUUAUUGUUAUUUGCUC
Molecule: messenger RNA, 3719 nt
Organism: Brassica oleracea var. oleracea
Lineage: Eukaryota; Viridiplantae; Streptophyta; Magnoliopsida; Brassicales; Brassicaceae
Product: auxin response factor 19
Exons: 11
Coding region: 284-3442 (1052 amino acids)
Biological process (GO): regulation of DNA-templated transcription; response to hormone
Cellular component (GO): nucleus
Molecular function (GO): protein binding; DNA binding
Source: RefSeq, a predicted model, not a curated record